Cornus florida is the source of this 1103-nucleotide messenger RNA. Its product is annotated as small heat shock protein, chloroplastic-like. Bases 400 to 936 code for a protein of 178 amino acids. The transcript has 2 exons. The record is from RefSeq and is a predicted model, not a curated record. Lineage: Eukaryota; Viridiplantae; Streptophyta; Magnoliopsida; Cornales; Cornaceae.
AAAAAAUUGGUUAUAUAUAAUUGAGAAAAGAACAGAAAAAAAGGGGGAAAGAAAUCAUCUAGGACAAGGUUAGUGUUCAUUUGUCUUUAUUUUAUAUAUUACGUGUUAUGUAAUAAAAGAAAUUGAAAAAAAAAAAAAAAGAAAAAAAAGAAGAAGAAUUCACACAUACACACACACACACACAUAUAUAUACACUGAUCAUCGGGUUAGACUAUAUUAUGAACUUAUGAUUGAGGAUUUCAUGUUUUGGGUUGAGCCCAAUUGCGCCCCCAACCUGCUCAAUUUAACAUUGGUUUGUCGUGGACGCCAAACAUACACAUACCAUAACUUAACGUUAAUUAAUCGCACUAUACUUAUUGUACCGAACAUUUUGACUUUUACUCAAAAGUGACUUCAUCAAUGGCUAUGAGAAGAGCCGCCACCGCUUCAAUCCAAUUCCUCAACCCUAAAGCCCCAUCCGCCAUCAUAGCUGGCUUUGCCGCCGCUCGAUCAUGCACCUCCACCACCGCCGCCACCGAGGACUCCUCUCCUGGCAACGUCAAACCCAAGGAUCCAAAUGUUAUGAUUGCAGUUCCAGUUCAGGAAGUUGAGAUGGAAAAUCCAUUUCAAUGCGGUGGACCGGGAAAUGCGGUGGAGGUGAAUGAUGUGAAGGAGGGUGUACUUGUGAGGAUGUCGUUGCCUGGUGUUGGCGUUAACGGAAUAAAGGUUUGGACAGAGAAUCACACUGUGUUCUUCCAAGGCGAAGGAGAAAUUGAAUACGAGAAGGAUGAUUGUGGGAGGAGGUAUGUUGGCAGUCUCGAAUUCAAUCCCGAUGAGCAAAGGGCUGAUGGGGUAAAGUUCCAGAUGAAUAAUGGAAUUCUCAGGCUGAUGGUUCCGAACGCGGAGGGUAAUAAGGAGAAGAAUACCAAGGGCAAAAAGGAGAAGAAAAAGAAGUAAUGUGUGAAUUGGUUGUUAUUUAGAAAUUUGUGAAAGUAACCGAUUUUCAACUUUUUAUGUGUCUUUUAGUUGACAAGAACAUUUUUCUGAAUGCCAUAAUAUUCAAUGGAGUAUGCUUUUAGUUUUGAUUUUGCUAUUAUAAGUAAAUUUAGUUGUGAUUUACUGCU